Messenger RNA from Rhodofomes roseus, 946 nucleotides. RefSeq lists its product as uncharacterized. Lineage: Eukaryota; Fungi; Basidiomycota; Agaricomycetes; Polyporales; Fomitopsidaceae. The coding region runs from base 94 to 867 and encodes 257 amino acids. The record is from RefSeq and is a predicted model, not a curated record. The transcript has a single exon.
AAUUGAGUGGCCCGGGGAAAGAGGUGGCUACUGAAGUGGUUGCACGACUCGUAUGAGGCCUACCGUCUGUUCACCUUCGAAGACGUCGUCCAAAUGCUUAUCCGUCACCUGGCUGGCGUUCUCAACAAUGCGGUCGAGUCGAAGACGGUUGGCGGCGUUACAGCCUUGCCAGGUCUCAGGAAGAACCGUAGAAAGCACACCGGUCUAUGGCCUACGGACGCUAGCCAGCUUAUGCCUUAUGGGCUUGAGAGGUCUAUCCAAGGGUACGCGGUGUCAUUCCGGCUGUGCCGCCAGGACGGGUUCCCGGAUAUCCUCCUACUCUUCAACAAAAUCCUCGCUAUAUGCGGUCGAUCAGUUAUCCCUCAUCUCCUUCAGUUCGACUCUGCAUGGCCCAUGAGGAUCACGGAUCUCACCAUCGCCUUCCUCCAGGAGCGGCGAAAUACGCUUGGGAAGUUUGUCGACAUAGACACCGAGUUGCGCUGGAUGGAAGCACUCGCGCUGGUAUUGGAGUUCUGCGCGAACGUGACGGACCUUAGCCAAGUGAACUCGACAGACCUCAUGCUGUUCAAGUUCGUCCGCAUGCUCACGUGGGUCAACACCAUCCAGGAGGUCCGCAGCUGCGGCCUCCUCUUCGUAUGCGACUGCAUCAUCAACGAUCUCCCGCUGUUCCUCAUCGAGACGAAGGUGUGGACGCAAGACCAUAUCAAUCAGUUCACCGAGCUCUUCGCCCGCUUCGGCUCUAUGUUCUACGCUGACAAGCCGGAGGAGGACCAGACGGUAUACAGCCCGGAGAUAGUCGCCAGGUACGCAGCAGCGAACGUCCGGCUUGACGAUCCCCUGCAUCUCGCCUUCGAAGGAUUUGCCUAGGCCUCCAAGUUGCGUCACUGCUGCGCACCUCAGUGUCGCGAGACGUUCACCAGCGCGCGCCGGACGUUCGCUCGGUGUG